UUGUGACUGUCAUCUAAUGUGAAAAAAAAAAUGUAUCCUCAGAUUUUUUUUUUUAACUUCUUCCAGUCCGAGAUAGAUAAACCUCGAUACAAUAGUUUUAUUUCACAAUUUCGAACAUGCGUAAUACCAAAAUCUUGGCUGGUUCCUCACAUCCUGAGCUUGCUGAACUUGUCUCUAAACGCCUCGGCACACCCCUUUCUAACUGUACAUUAAAGAAAUUCAGCAAUAAAGAAACUAGCGUUGAAAUUGGUAAAUGGGUCAUAAGCAUUUAAGAAAUCAAUAAUAUCUAAAUUGCUUCAUUUAGGUGUUUCUGUUCGUAAUGAGGAUGUAUUUAUCAUUCAAUCUGGUUCCAACAACAUGAAUGAUAAUAUUAUCGAGCUUUGUAUCAUGAUUCAAGCUGCUCGUAUUGGUUCAAGCAAACGUAUUACUGCCGUUUUGCCUUACUUCCCUUAUUGUAAGCAAAGCAAGCGUAAGGGUAGAACCAGCAUUACUGCCAAGUUAAUUGCAAAUAUGUUGGCUGUUGCUGGUGUUGAUCAUAUUAUUACAAUGGAUCUUCAUGCUUCACAAAUGCAAGGUUUCUUUCAGCGCCCCGUUGAUAACUUGUAUGCUGAACCUGUUAUUGCUCGAUGGAUCACACAAAGUGUUCCCAACUGGCAAAAUGGUGUUAUCGUCUCAAAAAAUGCAGGUGGUGCAAAGAGAGUUACAUCCUUGGCUGAUGCUCUUCGACUCGAUUUUGCUUUAAUUCAUAAGGAUCGUUCUCGUAUGGGACCUCAAGGUCAAAAUCGUCCUUAUAGUGGUAUGCCUAAAUCAGGCGAAGGUGAUUCCUCUGCUCGUGUUUACGAAGAAGAACUUGCUGUAAAAGAAGACAAUCAUGAUGAAGAUUUAACUGCUUCUAUUUCUUCAUUAAAUGAUGCUGGUAUUAAUGGGGAUGUCUUAAAUGCUGCCGUAUCUGUCGUAUCUGAUAAAGAUGGUGAAAGUACAAUUACUUUGGUUGGUGAUGUUAAGGGCAAGAUUGCGUUCUUAACUGAUGAUAUUAUUGAUAAUGUUGGAACUUUCUUAGAUGCAGCUGAACAUUUAGUAAAGAAAUGUGGCGCAGAUAAAGUCUAUAUUAUUGCUACACAUGGUGUCUUGAGUGGCAAUGCAAUUCAAAAGAUUGAAGCUUGUGACAGUGUAUAUAAGUUGGUUGUCACGAAUACCUUCCCCAUUCCUAAAGAAAAGAUGGAUCAAUCAAGUAAAUUGAUUGUUAUUGAUAUUUCUUAUACACUUGCUGAAGCAAUUAGAAGAACUCAUAACGGUGAAAGUGUAAGUUACCUCUUUAAUCAUGCGGAAUAAAGUGUCAUUUUUAUUAUAAUAAAAUAAUGAAUAUAAUUAUCCCUUUUUUCAUAUAUUUAUA
Cokeromyces recurvatus is the source of this 1393-nucleotide messenger RNA. Its product is annotated as phosphoribosyl synthetase-associated domain-containing protein. Gene Ontology annotation, cellular component: ribose phosphate diphosphokinase complex; cytoplasm. The coding region runs from base 358 to 1332 and encodes 324 amino acids. NCBI's taxonomy places the organism in Eukaryota, Fungi, Mucoromycota, Mucoromycetes, Mucorales, Mucoraceae. The transcript is spliced from 7 exons. Gene Ontology annotation, biological process: ribonucleoside monophosphate biosynthetic process; 5-phosphoribose 1-diphosphate biosynthetic process; purine nucleotide biosynthetic process. The record is from RefSeq and is a predicted model, not a curated record. Gene Ontology annotation, molecular function: magnesium ion binding; ribose phosphate diphosphokinase activity.